Messenger RNA from Strongyloides ratti, 1317 nucleotides. RefSeq lists its product as hypothetical. The transcript is spliced from 2 exons. The coding region runs from base 1 to 1317 and encodes 438 amino acids. The record is from RefSeq and is a predicted model, not a curated record. NCBI's taxonomy places the organism in Eukaryota, Metazoa, Nematoda, Chromadorea, Rhabditida, Strongyloididae.
AUGUGUGAUGAAAAAUUGGAUAGACCGAAUACAUCAUUAUAUGGAACGAUGGAAGAAAAAAAUAAUGAAAUAGCUCAGUUAAAAUACGAAAUAACAGGAUUAAAAGAACAGGAAAAAAAGUUGUGGGAAUGGAUUAGUGAGAUGGAACAAAAUUUAGAGAGUACAGCAAAAGAAACUGUGUCCAAACAAGUGUAUGACGAGCUUGUGAAUACUUUAAGUUUACUAAAAAAUGAGAACAUUGAGUUAGAAAAUAAAGUUUUAGAAUUGAAAAAGGAAAAUGAACUUCUUAUUGAGAAAAAAGAAGGGACUUCUGAACUCAAUAACCAUGAGAAAGUUGAAGUUAUUGUUUCUAAUAACGAUACAUUUGUUUUAGAAUAUGAAAAGGAAUUAGAAGAAAAAAAUAAUCAAGUUUUGGAACUAAAAAAAUUAGUGGAAGAAACAACAAGAGAAAAUGAGGAGUUGUGUGAGUUGAAAGAUAUGGCAAAUAAUAAGGUUCAACUUCUCGAGAAUAGGAUUACAGAAUUAGAGUAUGAAAAUUACACCUUGUUCAAAAAGGUUUCUGAUGCAGAUGAAUACAUAAGCAAACAAGAAGAUGAGAAAAAGAAGUCUUCUGAAAAAUGUCAAUUGAAAGAACAAGGUUGCAAUUUAUUUACAGAAAUAAUUGAGGGAGGUAAAAAAGUAGAAGAUGACUUGAAAUUAGCUUAUGAAAAGUUUAGGGAGCAACAGAAAAUUUCGCAAGGUUUACGUUCCAAACUAACACUUCUUCAAAAUGAGUUAGAUAGGAAACAGGAAGAGUUAAUACGAUAUUCUAAAAAAAAAGAAGUCGUAUAUACUGAAGCAAAUAAUCAAAAAUUAGUUUCUUUAGAAGAACACGUAAAAGAUUUGGAAAAACAAUUAGCUGAUCAGAUAAAGGUUGUCAAUGAAUUAAUAUCCAGUGACGACAAAACUGAUAUUUUCAAAUACAAAGUUGAAAAUCAAAAACUUAGGAAUGAAAUGAACAGGAAACUGGAACGAUAUCAUUCUAGAAUAAGGUAUUUAUCUGGUGAAUUAGAUCAAGCCAAAAUAUGUAUUGAAAAGUUAAGAGAAACUGUCGUUGAGUUGCGUUCAAUUACUUAUAAAAGUGAAACAUACAAGAAUACAAAUAUUGAAAAUAAAUUGCAUGAAAUCCAGGUUAAUUUUGAUAUUCACUUGUCGAGUCCAUCAACAGAAAACUCAGUAAAUAGUAAACGCAAACUAGGAAAUACACAAGAUAUUAGAGAAAAAAUAAAAAGUUUCCGUAUUGAUUCUGGUAUUCAAAAUGAAAAGUUUUCUAUCUAA